Messenger RNA from Amaranthus tricolor (Joseph's coat), 830 nucleotides. Its product is annotated as protein DMP9-like. Lineage: Eukaryota; Viridiplantae; Streptophyta; Magnoliopsida; Caryophyllales; Amaranthaceae. Gene Ontology annotation, biological process: endomembrane system organization. The transcript has a single exon. The record is from RefSeq and is a predicted model, not a curated record. Bases 21 to 695 code for a protein of 224 amino acids.
UUCUCCAUUAAAGAUACCAAAUGGAACAAAUAACUGAACAACCAGAAUUUGGCAUCAGAAUUUACACAGCUUCUCCUUCAUUAGACUCUACACUACCAUCAUCAACCCCUCCUCCUCCAUCAGGUCCGGCCACACAACCUGUUGCGCCAAAGAAAAGGCGGGCUGCGGUCGCAAAAUCAGUCCAAGGAACCCUCUCGAAAACCUCGAUGUUAGCCCAUUUCCUCCCUACUGGGACCCUCUUAACUUUUGAGAUGGUACUUCCAUCAAUAUAUGGUGUUGGUGAAUGCAGUUCCGUAGCCACUAUUAUGACUUCCAUCCUCAUUGUACUUUGUGCUCUUUCAUGUUUCUUCUUUCAUUUUACAGAUAGUUUUCGGACUCCUGAUGGGAAGGUGUACUAUGGGUUUGUGACUCGAAAUGGGUUGGCGGUUUUCAAACCGGGUUUGGAUGUGGAGGUUCCGAAAGAUGACAAGUAUAACAUCCAUUUUGCUGAUUUUGUACAUGCUAUGAUGUCUGUUAUGGUGUUUAUGGCGAUUGCAUUAUCAGAUCAUCGGGUUACCAACUGUCUUCUUCCGGGUCAUGGUAAAGAGAUGGAGGAAGCCAUGGAAAGUUUUCCUUUAAUGGUAGGGAUUGUUUGUAGUUGUCUUUUUCUUGUGUUUCCUAAGGCCCGUUUUGGUGUUGGGUGUAUGGCCACAUAAAGAGUGUUUGAUGUUGAAAUUGUAGUAUUGAAAUGUAUUUAUGUCAUUUAGUUACUGCAUAUUACACGUGUGUUGCUAAUUAACUUGGUAUGUAAUAUUAUUAGUUUAAGGAUGGAUUUCAUGCCUUAAUUCUCA